ACCAUUUGAUAAUAAUUAAAAUUUACAAAUAAUAUUUUAUUUCUGUGUAUUAUAAUUAAAUUUAAAUUGUAAGUGUGUGUGUGAUUAUUAGGAUUCAUAUUUCAAAUUGAAAGACGAAAAUAAAAAGAAGGGUGACCACCCCAUGAGCGCCGGCGCAAAAUAAUCUAUUUUUACAGUCAGUUAAAAGUACCAUACCCAAGCAACAACAAUUCUCAUUUCUCAAGAGAAAAAAACCAUUGAAAAAUUACAAUACAUCACUAAUAAUUAAAAUUAAUCAACAAAAAAUUAAUUAUAAAUAUUUAUAAUUAUUUAUCAAUCAACAAUAAAGAUUUAAAAAUGAAAACAUCAGUUGUUCAAGGUAAAAUUGUUGGUUGUAUUGGUAAAUGUUCAUCAGGUUUAACAACACAAGAACUUGAUCGAAUAACUGAUAGUGUACAAAAAACAUUGACAAAUGAUAAAGGUCGUAAAAUAUUUUAUGAGUAUUUAAAAAGAUCAAACAAUGUUGAUGCUAUGAAUUGUUUAAAUUUUUAUGAAAAAUGUUGCAUUGUAUUGGAAAAGGAAAACAAUUAUCAUUUAAUGACAAAAAAUCCAGAUUUAAAAAUAUUUACUGAAGAUUUUAAUGAUAUUUUUGAUACUGCUGCUGAACUAAAUGGAGUGCCAGAAAUAGAUUUGGCAAUUUUGGAACGUUUUAAUGAGUGUCUUACAACCCCCUGCCGUGAUAGCAUGAUCAAUGUUAUUGAAGAUACUAAAAUGCGUUUAGCUGAACAUUUGAAAAUCAGUUUUAAACAUUUUAAGAUUUACAUGCUUGAACCAUGUCCAAAAACAAAAUAGUUUUUUGGUCAAUUAUUGUUAAAUACUCAGUGAUUAUUUAUUUAUUCAAAA
Messenger RNA from Aphidius gifuensis, 882 nucleotides. RefSeq lists its product as uncharacterized. Bases 337 to 831 code for a protein of 164 amino acids. The record is from RefSeq and is a predicted model, not a curated record. Lineage: Eukaryota; Metazoa; Arthropoda; Insecta; Hymenoptera; Braconidae. The transcript is spliced from 3 exons.